CUGGUGUACAUCGACGUUUCCCACCUUCCACGCUGCAAGACUUGCUUCUACUAAUUUGACUUCUUUAAUGGAGUUUUCAGAGGAGAAUGUCAGAAUCCCGUUCGAGCAGAAACAGCUGGACGGUGUGUUUACCGUGCCCGCUGACGUCAGCGCGGGGUUUGCAGCCGUGGUAAUGACGCACGGCGCAGGGGGAGACAUGCACAUGGCGCAGCUGGAGACCCUCGCACGCGUUCUGGCGCGUUCAGGUGUUCUGUGCCUGCGCUUUACAUGUAAAGGACUAAACCUAGCGUACAGGAUCAGAGCUUAUAGAGCUGUUGUAGAUUACUUAAAGACUCAUGAGAGGUACACCCCAAACAGCAUUUUCUUGGGAGGUCGUUCUAUGGGUGCACGUGCAGCUAUUGCAGUGGGUCGACUUAUGUGUGAGGUGCAGGAGGAUGUAGUGCAGGGUCUUUUAUGUUUGUCAUUCCCACUGCAUCCACCAGGACAAACGCACGUGCACAUUCAGCGGAGCCAAGACCUCUGUGCAUUGUCCCACACUCCUGUGAUGUUUAUUUCUGGCACUGCAGAUAACAUGUGUGAACAGAAACUUUUGGAAAAUGUUAUGAAGUUAAUGCAGUGUCCUACUGAUAUUCACUGGGUCAGGGGUGCGGGCCAUGGACUUACAGUCAGGGGCAUGACAGAAGAAUCAGUCCUGGAGGAAGUCAAUUCACAUAUCAUUGCAUGGAUAAAACAACAUAAAUGAGACAUGCAUUUGAUGAUGAUUAUAAUUGAUGACUGUUAUCUAUCUCUUAUAUAUAACUCCUUGAUGUAUAUAUUAUUCUUCCUAAUGUUUUUUUAUUGAAAUAAAUAUUGUUGCUUCUAA
Messenger RNA from Paramisgurnus dabryanus, 862 nucleotides. RefSeq names its product testis expressed 30 (gene tex30). Lineage: Eukaryota; Metazoa; Chordata; Actinopteri; Cypriniformes; Cobitidae. The record is from RefSeq and is a predicted model, not a curated record.